AUGGAAGACAACGCCCCUUCGUCAACACCUCCCGCCGUCGACCGUGACCGCACCCUCCGACCUCAGAGAUUCCCCUCUGCACUCUCGACGUCGGAGCCUUCGCUGAGCCAUCCAGACAUCAUGAACCCCAACGCUUUAAACGAGCCUCCCGACGAAAGCAGCCUCCUCUCCGACUCGGCCUACGAGGUCAUUAAUAACGCCGACACAGAGAGCCAAGAUGGGUUCCCCACAGAAUCCGUUUGUUCUAGCGACUACCUCCAGAGCGACGAUACACACAGCUUAAUCGGGACGGAACAUACAAACGACGAGGACGAUGAGGAGAAUGGAGAACACAACGACACACACAACCAUGUUGACGAAGACAUGGCGUACAGCCACGUACAAGAGCCGCGUCCGCAAUAUCAAGACGAUAGCGAGGCUGAGAACACCGAUAGCGACUCGGAGGAGUUGAUCAAAUUCCCCGACUUCCCUACACACCUUGAUAAGGAAUUUGAAGAAGCCUGCGCUUCGGGCACUACUACGUACACGGCCGGUGGUGCCGGUGGUGCCGGGGAGGAUGACGAUGACGAGGACGAGGAGGAGCGGAGGUCAUCGAUGCACUACGCAGAAGAGAGCCUAAAGAUGCCGUCUGCCCUGCCUCCGGGCUCUCCCGCGUCAAAAUCAUCAUGGUUCGGGUUCGCCUCAAACCAGGAGCUUGCCGAUUUCGUAUCGCGCCUCUCCUAUAAACUCGUACACGGUUUGGCCGUCGUUGGUCUCGUUUCCGUUUGCGCCUUCUUCCUUCAGGGUCAUCUAAACCAGCCCAACUCCGCGAUAGACGCGGUUAGGACGGAAACCCUGGUUCCCGUGAUGCGAACCACAGUGUCUGUUACGACGUCGACAUACAUCAUCAACUACACAUCUACUAAAACAGAUGCGUACGGCGUGGUCAACAUCACCGUCGUGACUACACGAAAACCCAAAGUGAACGAGACCUUUGAAAUCGAUUUCGGGAAAGGGCUCUUUGACCAGGCCUUAGAGUACGGCGUACACGUUGUCCAGGACAUCGCCGAGACCAUCUCCUCUUCAUUAAACGGUGCCAGUGCAGAAAACCUUGUCCCGGAUGCCCUUCGAUGGGCCGAAGACCUCGGCUCCCGAGCCAAAGAUAGCGUGCUGCAGAGUUGCAAGACGGUUGAGGACUACCUGGACACUGCUAAUGAACACGUUCAACAAGUUUUCCACGACGGCCCUACCCAGGUCAAGGCCGAAUGGGAUCGCAGGGUGCUUGAUGUACAAGAGGAGGCUAAGAUUGCCCUUUUGAAGGCCCAGAUCAAUGCCAAUCUUUGGUGGCUCAAGUUUCAAGGCAAGACCGAAGAGCGCAAGGACUACCUUCAUAAAGCGAGACGCUUUAUGAGGUCUACCAUGGAUGAGAUCGAGUUGGCCCGAGACUCAGCCCAGGCAUCCAAGGUCUGGCGUCGGGGGAUGCGCGAGGGACCUCGUUGCAAAGGCCGCCGUGACUCCGGCUUCACUCGGUGGACGCAGGAAUGCGUGCACGACGCCUAG
Parascedosporium putredinis is the source of this 1539-nucleotide messenger RNA. The record is from the annotation of a GenBank genome assembly. Lineage: Eukaryota; Fungi; Ascomycota; Sordariomycetes; Microascales; Microascaceae.